Osmia bicornis bicornis is the source of this 744-nucleotide messenger RNA. RefSeq lists its product as uncharacterized. Lineage: Eukaryota; Metazoa; Arthropoda; Insecta; Hymenoptera; Megachilidae. Gene Ontology annotation, molecular function: nucleic acid binding. The transcript has a single exon. The coding region runs from base 1 to 744 and encodes 247 amino acids. Gene Ontology annotation, biological process: DNA integration. The record is from RefSeq and is a predicted model, not a curated record.
AUGGGCCAACUACCACUUUGUCGGGUCACUCCAUCGCGCCCGUUCACACACACUGGUGUGGACUAUGCAGCACCGCUCGCGCUGAAGACUUGGAAAGGCAGAGGAGCCAAGACGCAGAAAGGGUGGAUUUGUGUAUUCGUCUACUUCGCAACCUCAGCUGUGCACUUGGAAGUUGUCACCGACUACUCAGCUGACGCAUUCAUCGCAGCCUAUCGCAGAUUCGCAGCAAAGAGAGGAACUGCAGCCUCUCUCUACUCAGAUUGCGACACCAACUUCCAAGGAGCGGACGCGCAGUUGAAGAAGCAAUUCAAGGACAGCACACGCGAAAAACAGGACAUCGCAGCUCUACUCGCCAAGGAUGGUACGCAGUGGCACUUCAACCCUCCUGCCGCUUCACACAUGGGUGGAAAAUGGGUGGCAGUGGUCAAAUCUCUCAAAUUCCAUCUGAAGAGGACGAUUGGAGAUGCUUUAUUGACGUUCGAGGAAUCAAUAACAUUGCUUGCGCAGAUCGAAGCCAUCCUCAAUUCAAGACCGUUGGAAGUACUCACCGAUGAUCCAGACGACGUCUCAGCCCUCUCACCAGGACACUUCUUGAUCGGAUCGCCGCUCAACGCAGUUCCAGAGCCAACGCUUCUCGACGUCGCAGUCAACAGAUUGUCGAGGUGGCAAUUUCUACAGCAGCGCCUCCAACCAUUUUGGAGAAGAGCAAGAAGAACAAGAAGAAGAAGAAAUAUCUCGGAAUGA